CAAUCAUAGUGACUCUGAGGACUGUCAACUUCUCCUAGGGCAGAUUACCCCCAGUGCGCCAAACGCCAUAGCUCACUCGUUUAGCUACGGAAUCGAGUGAUUCAACUUUCAGUGGAAAGCUGACACUGCCAGCUACAACAUAUCCGAUUUUCAGAUCGUUUCACCGAUUGGAGGCUGGGAACUCCAUGUGGCCUCAUGCGGUGAGGCAUGCUACAGUGGCAAGGAACCGCGUACUCACAAAGGUGGCUGAUGAUAUGUGGGUGCCGCUGGAGAGGCAGCUGAAGGAGAAGGAGUUGAGAGUGAAGACCAGAGGCAAUUCCAAUCCAUGGUCGGGACCUACUCUACGCUGCUGUGCAUACUCGGCCUGACAUCAGCUUUGCUGUGGACAGCUGGCUC
This is a messenger RNA of Closterium sp. NIES-67, 396 nucleotides long. The record is from the annotation of a GenBank genome assembly. NCBI's taxonomy places the organism in Eukaryota, Viridiplantae, Streptophyta, Zygnematophyceae, Desmidiales, Closteriaceae.